AUGGUCUCAUCGCCAUUGCCUCCGGAUUCACCUUCGCAACUACAGCCACAUCAGUCACAGUUACAGUCUCAAGCAUCCAAUUCCAGUACCCCAGAUGAAUCAGGCUCGUCACCUUUAAGCUCUCUCAAAGACAUUGACUCUUCCGUACCAUAUGAAUCACCAGCAUCAACCGGUAUAACAUCUUCAUUGGCAUCUGAAUCUCAUAAACGGCCCUAUUCAAGGGUAGAAUUAUCUCCUAACCAGCAUUCUAUUCCUGUUGGCAAAGAAAUGGAGUAUCUGGAUAUUCGUGAUAGUGAUGAACCUGCUCGCUCCAGAAGUAGAAGUAGAAACUCGAGUAGAAAUGCUAGCAGAAGCUCCAGUAGAAGUGAUAGUAAGGGUCCUUCUAGAACCACAAGCAAAACUAGAGGUUUCGGUGGUAUUAGUAAGAAUUCGUUUAUCGCCAAGGGGAGCAUGAUCAGAGCGGCCAUUUCAGCUGGAGCGGACAAAUUGGCAGGCAGAAGUGCCAGCAAUAGUAAAUCUAAUUCAAAGAAACUCAAUGAUGCUCCUGUCAAUGGUGGGGAAGUGACUAUUAGCUCUGGCUCUUCCACGAUUAAUGGGUCUAGGUCCUUCAAUGGAAGUACUGGCAAUGACAUUAAUAACGAGCUUCCAACGAGUAAUGCUGCUGCUGCACUUGGAAUUGCUUUAACUUCAAAUGGACAUAUGUAUCAGUCACAAUCAUCAGCUAAUAGUCCAUUGUCGUGGACGCCUGUACUGGAUCCGAACCUUCUCCGACCCGAGUCAUCCGAAUUGACUCCGGAAUCUAGCUCUACUUUGGGCUCCACUGUGGACUCCAGUUAUGAUGAAGAGGAUGGUGAUAAUAAUGACAAAUAUGAUGACGAUCAAGAUGAGGAACAAGAUGAAGAGAGAUUCUAUGAUGUCGAGUACGAGCAUAAUACACACCAUUACGGACAAUAUAACCAGGAAUCCGACGAUGCGCAUUAUGAAAGACAUAACGGUAAAGGACAAGAAGAAGAUAACAUUGAUGGUGACGAACAAUACGACAAUGAUGACGAGUAUUCAAGUAUUCCUGAGAAAGACCGGUUCCAUACCAUUCAGAGCUUGGAAAGCAGAACUCCUAAAGAAGCUGGUCAGAUUCGUUAUCUUGUGAGCGAAGCUUGGUUUGAGUUUUUCAAACAGAGUUCGUUAACAGGUGGCAUGAAAAUCGGACCACUGGACAGUAGUUCGUUCUUAGUCGACAAAACUCAGGAAGAUGAUAGCGAAGAUGAUGAGCAGCAUUCUGGCUCUAACUACGGCCAAACUAGUGAUGAAGAUGAUGAGGAUUAUGUACGACAAGAAAUUCGAAGAGAUUACAGUGGAAGGGAAAGAAUGACGUCGUCACAGUAUCGUAAUAGUCAAACUAGGAGGGACAGGCACCAAUAUAGAAAUAGAAUGUUGGCUGGAGCUGGACCCUACAAUUCGGCAAAUUUUGGGUUUUCAGAGCCUUCUAGACUACGCCUUCCUAGGGGCCCGUAUCCUGAGCUGUCUAGUUAUGAUCGUAGUCCAUCUGCCUCACCAUCUCGAUCAGUUUCUACUUCUGCCUCUGUUUGUGGGCCUGUAGAUUCUAACGUGCUGCUUGUUCCCGAAGGUGAUGCAAUUGAUUUGUGUGAAGAAUCAUGGCGGAUGCUGACUUCAUGGUACGGGAACGUGGGUCCCAUUGUCACUCGACAAGUGGUCGAAGUUAACGAUAAACUGAUUACUGAGCUUAAUCCGCCAAUUGUUCACCUCGUACCUCUUGUUAUGAACAAUAGGGUUACCGAGCCUAUUACCAAGCAGUUUUCUAUGGCAUCAACGGUGCAGGAUAUCAUUGAGAAUUUGGAAGGUACUGAUAUGCGACUCUGGUUUGUUGAAGGAUCCAAGUCUCCUACACUUUCUAAUGCACUCACAACACAAAACUUUCGCAAGCUUAAAACUCGUUUGAUUACGAAGCCGGAAGCUGUCAAAUUGUAUACGCUCAUGGAUCAUGUUAACGAAUUGACUUUCGUGGUUGAAGAGAAAAAUUUGACUGGCUGGCUGUCGACACAAACUAAGAAAACGAGUGGUAUUACGGGCCUGAACAAUCUUGGAAACACUUGCUAUAUGAACUCGGCUUUGCAGUGCCUGGUACAUGUAGAAGAGUUAUCUGCAUACUUCCUUAGUAAGUAUUAA
Molecule: messenger RNA, 2184 nt
Organism: Sugiyamaella lignohabitans
Lineage: Eukaryota; Fungi; Ascomycota; Dipodascomycetes; Dipodascales; Trichomonascaceae
Gene: UBP12
Product: Ubp12p
Exons: 1
Coding region: 1-2184 (727 amino acids)
Biological process (GO): protein deubiquitination
Molecular function (GO): cysteine-type deubiquitinase activity
Source: RefSeq, a predicted model, not a curated record